AUGGCCAAGGACAAGGAGAGAUCGAUCAACCCUGCCGCCGCGCAGCGGAAGCAGGAUAAGCAGAAGAGUCUGAAAAAAGGAAAAGCCGAGGCGCUGGCCCGCCGCAAUGAGAAGCUGGCUCGCCGCAACCCGGAACGCAUUCAACGACAAAUCAACGACCUCAAAUCUAUGGAGGAGUCCGGGCAACAAUUACGACCGCGUGACAAGGAAAUUCUAGAGGCUCUAGAGAAAGACCUACGGGCGGUUUUGAAAGCGCGCGAAGCCCUCGGCGACAAGGCACCCAAGUUCCACGAGGGACGAGGCGAUCAAAGACGGGAUGGCGGAGAUGCUGUUCUGGGUAAGCGGAGGAGAGUUCAGGAGUUUGGACGACACCAGGAGAGCGAUGGCAGCGAGACGGAUGAAGACCAACAGCGGAAACGCGGUGCUGGCGCACAGGAGGGAUCCGAGCGUCGUGGUCCUCAUGCGCUGCCCGCGAAGCCUGCCGCGGUUGCGUCCAAGACUGUCUACGAAGCCAAGCCAGAAGUUCGAGAUCUACGGCAGGAGGCCGUCAACAAGUUCAUUCCGGCGGCUGUUCGGAUGAAGCAGGAUUCCAUCAGGGGUCAAGGGAAACUGCUCGAGCCCGAGGAGAUGGAUAAACUGGAGAAGGCCGGAUACCGAGCUGGCGCAGCUCCAGUGUCAACUACCACAGCUGAGGAACAACGGUCAUUAGAAGAGGAAGAAGCUCGGUUCAAUGCCGAGAUGAACAAGCAGGCUCAUAUGGAGGAAGUCUCAGAUGAAGAAGCCUAG
This is a messenger RNA of Penicillium argentinense, 786 nucleotides long. RefSeq names its product WW domain binding protein 11. The transcript has 2 exons. Gene Ontology annotation, biological process: RNA processing. The coding region runs from base 1 to 786 and encodes 261 amino acids. Lineage: Eukaryota; Fungi; Ascomycota; Eurotiomycetes; Eurotiales; Aspergillaceae. The record is from RefSeq and is a predicted model, not a curated record.